Chlorocebus sabaeus (green monkey) is the source of this 2372-nucleotide messenger RNA. It is a transcript of the gene RAB3IL1, whose product is annotated as RAB3A interacting protein like 1. The record is from RefSeq and is a predicted model, not a curated record. Gene Ontology annotation, molecular function: guanyl-nucleotide exchange factor activity. NCBI's taxonomy places the organism in Eukaryota, Metazoa, Chordata, Mammalia, Primates, Cercopithecidae. Gene Ontology annotation, cellular component: Golgi to plasma membrane transport vesicle. Gene Ontology annotation, biological process: exocytosis.
CCGGGCACGUGUCCUCGGGCCGCCCCCCUCCGCCACGUGACCCGCCCAGGGCAGGGUCGGGGCUGGGCUGGGGGCCGCGAGUCCAGGCAGCUGAGACCUACUGACCGGCCGCGGGCUGGGCUGACAGGCGGUGGGGCGGCUCGGCCCCGGGAGGAGUCGGCGGCGGGCGGGGACGCGGCGCGGGGAGGACGCGGCGGCGGCGCUGGGAACAAACGCCCGGGCGCCCCGAGGCGCCGGGAUGUGGAGCGGCCCACCGCAGCCAGACCAGGGCCUCCCGCCACCCCUUGCAGCUGUCCCGGUCCCCUGGAAGAGCACGGACCCCUGCCAAGGCCACAGGGAGUCCCCAGGAGCCCUGGUGGAGACCUCUGCAGGGGAGGAGGCCCAAGGCCAGGAGGGCCCUGCAACCACCCAGCUGGACGUGUUGCGCCUGCGCAGCUCUUCCAUGGAGAUCCGAGAGAAGGGCUCCGAGUUCCUGAAGGAGGAGCUGCACAGAGCGCAGAAGGAGCUGAAGCUAAAGGACGAGGAAUGUGAGCGGCUCUCCAAGGUGCGGGAGCAGCUAGAACAGGAGCUAGAGGAGCUGACGGCCAGCCUGUUCGAGGAAGCUCACAAGAUGGUUCGAGAAGCCAACAUGAAGCAGGCGGCAUCAGAAAAGCAGCUGAAGGAGGCUCGGGGCAAGAUCGACAUGCUGCAGGCAGAGGUGACAGCCUUGAAGACGCUGGUCAUCACGUCCACACCAGCCUCUCCCAACCGCGAGCUUCACCCCCAGCUGCUGAGCCCCACCAAGGCUGGGCCCCGAAAGGGCCACUCUCGCCACAAGAGCACCAGCAGCGCCCUCUGCCCCGCCGUGUGCCCCGCCGUGGGACACACCCUCACCCCAGACAGAGAGGGCAAGGAGGUGGACACAAUCCUGUUUGCAGAGUUCCAGGCCUGGAGGGAAGCCCCAACCCUGGACAAGACCUGCCCCUUCCUGGAAAGGGUGCACCGGGAGGACGUGGGCCCCUGCCUGGACUUCACCAUGCAGGAGCUCUCAACGCUGGUACGGGCCGCCGUGGAGGACAACACGCUCACCAUUGAGCCAGUGGCUUCACAGACGCUACCUGCAGUGAAGGUGGCCGAGGUUGAGUGCAGCAGCACCAACACAUGUGCCCUGAGCGGACUGACCCGCACCUGCCGCCACCGAAUCCGGCUCGGAGACUCCGAAAGCCACUACUACAUCUCGCCAUCUUCCCGGGCCAGGAUCACCGCAGUGUGCAACUUCUUCACCUACAUCCGCUACAUCCAGCAAGGCCUGGUGCGGCAGGACGCAGAGCCCAUGUUCUGGGAGAUCAUGAGGCUGCGGAAGGAGAUGUCACUGGCCAAGCUCGGCUUCUUCCCCCAGGAGGCUUAGGGUACAGCCCAGGCCUGAAGGGGAGCUCUGAGACAGAGCAAACACCCACCCCAGAACAAGCCGACACACAGGGAGACAGGCCUGGAGCCAGCCCUGAGCCAGAGGCAGAACGGAUGGACAGACAGGCCAUGGAGGCAGCACUGAGCCAGCACCACAUGUCCAUCCUGGGACAGACAGAGGGACAGACGGGCCUGGACUUCACAGCAAGACCCCUCUCUCUUCCCCACUGGGUUCUGCCACCACCAGGAGGAUUUCAAGAAAGCACCAAAGACCACGGAGCUCGGAUCCAUACUCAGGGGGCCUCAGCCCUUGGGAGGGGACACCUGAGGCAGCCAGCGCCCCCUCCCCAGUCCCCAGAACCGCCUGCAGGUGCCUUGUUGCCGGCAUGUCUUCAGAAAGGGACUGUUUGGGGUGGCUGGAUCUCCAGGGUACCCUCCGCCCCAGCUGCCAAGCCCUGGGCCAGCGGCGCCCCCUUGUGGCCAUCCCAUGCCUUGUUUCCGGUGGCCUCCCUAUUGGACUGCUGGGAGGGGCUGGCAGGGCCUCCGGAGCACAGAACUGCCCCAAAGCCUUGUUAAGAUGAGUCAGGCCCCCCCUCCCUCCGUCCCUUCCUUUCCCCCUUCCUCCCUCCCCCUUCAUAAAGGCCUCCCUUGUCACCUUCCCUCCCACCCCAUCUCAGCCCUGUGCUCCUGGAGGCCCUGCUCCCAAAACCGCUGGAAGGAUUGGGGCAGUUUCUCCCACAGUAGAACACAGACAGGGCUUCAGAUCGCCCACGCCUGUUUUCAGCUGUGGGUGGCCAUGCAGACACGCGCCCUGGCAUGUGGGGCCUGGGUGGGCAGGCAGGACCUGGGCCCUCCCACCCAUCAGAGCCCACUCGGGACCAGGGUUCAGGGCGCCCACCUGGACACAUCCCUCACCACGUCCGGAUUUCCUUCUUUGGAUGGAAUGUAACGCGAUCUCUAUUUAAUAAAGGAAGGCUUUGUUGGUA